This is a messenger RNA of Panicum hallii, 1970 nucleotides long. Its product is annotated as 3beta-hydroxysteroid-dehydrogenase/decarboxylase-like. Gene Ontology annotation, biological process: steroid biosynthetic process. The record is from RefSeq and is a predicted model, not a curated record. Bases 50 to 1750 code for a protein of 566 amino acids. Gene Ontology annotation, molecular function: 3-beta-hydroxy-Delta5-steroid dehydrogenase (NAD+) activity. The transcript has 10 exons. NCBI's taxonomy places the organism in Eukaryota, Viridiplantae, Streptophyta, Magnoliopsida, Poales, Poaceae.
CCCAUUUCGCCUUGCCCCCCACCUCCGUCCCACUCCCACCCCACCCGCGAUGGCGACCGCCGAGGCCGGCCAGACCCCGCGCAAGCCCGCCUGCGCCGUUACCUUCGGCCGCUCCACCCUCCUCGGCUGCCAACUCGCCGCUGCGCUCGCCGCCUCGGGCCGCUGGUCGGCCGUCGCCGUCCUCGACCCCUCCCCUUCCCCUCCCCCACCGCCGGCCUCCCCCCUCGUCCGCCACCACGCCGUCGACCUCUCCGACCCCGCGCGUCUCGCCUCCGCGCUAGCCGGCGCCGCGGCCGUCUUCCAUGUGGACGCGACGACGGCAGCCGCCCCCGGGAGCGACGGGUCCUUCCUCUCCCUCCACCGCCUCGCCGCCGAGGGCACGAGGCGGCUCCUCGCGGCCUGCCGCGCGGCCGGCGUCGGCAGGGUGGUGUACACCGGCUCGGCCGACGAGGUGGCCGCCGGCGCCCGGGAUGUGGUCAAUGCCGACGAGGACUCAUUGUCCUACCCUGACAAGUUUGGGAACGCGGUGAGCGAGCUGAGGGCGCAGGUGGAGAUAAUGGUGCUGGGUGCGGACGGGUUGGAUGGGAUGCGGACGUGCGUGCUGCGCCCAAGCAAUCUGUUCGGGCCUGGCGAUUCGAGCCUGGUGAGGUUUGUUGCUGGAUAUGCAAGGUCUCCCUUGGGCAAGUUUGUAAUAGGUGGUGGCGGUAACAUGUCUGACUUUACCUAUGUGGAAAAUGUGGCCCAUGCCAAUAUUUGUGCUGAGCAAGCCUUGUGUUCAAAUGCAGCUUCUGUUGCUGGGAAGCCUUUUUUUGUUACCAAUGAUGAACCUAUGGAAACAUGGGAGUUUAUGAACUGCAUAAUGGAAGCUAUGGGUUGUCAGAGGCCCAGGAUUAAUCUUCCUGCCAAGAUGUUAUUGUUUGCGGCCUUGUUCUCCAAUAUGAUUCAUCACAGGCUUGGUUUUCAAAUGUUCUCAACUCCUCUUCUGCAUCCAGAUACAAUAUACUUCUUGUCACGCACAAGAAUUUUUAACACUUCAAAAGCUAGAAAAUUACUUGGGUACUACCCAAUUGUAUCGUUGGAGGAUGGAAUUAUGAGAACUGUGGGGUCAUUUUCAGAAUUAUCAGAUAAUUUGGGUUUCUCAAGGAAGCAACGCUCCUGUGGAUCAUCGAAGGCAGAUAAGCUGCUAGGAAGUGGAACAGCUGCUGAUAUUCUUCUUUGGAGGGAUGAAAAGAGAACCUUUUCAUUUGUGACAGUAUUGUUCCUGCUUUUCUACUGGUUCCUGCUUUCAGACAGAACUUUUAUCUCAUCGGCUGCCAAAUUUCUUCUAGUGACGUCCCUUGCUCUUUUCACCCAUGGUGUGCUACCUUCACAAGUCUUUGGUGUUACAGUUGAGAAGUUUACCUCUGAUCAUUUUGAAUUGUCACACUCAGCGUUGAGGAAUUCGCUUAUGUGCCUGGCUUCUGCAUGGAAUGGGAGCAUUCAUAAACUGAGGGUUCUAGCAGAAGGCGAAGACUGGAGUACCCUUUUAAAGGUAUUUGCAUUUUUGUACAGUAUCAAGCUGUUGUUGAACAUUCAAUUCAGAGUGCUGAUGGGUCUUGUAUUGGCAUCCUUGUUCAUCGUCUUCAUAGUCUACGAACAAUGUGAGGAAGAAAUUGACAGCUUGGUGUCAAAUGCUUCUGUCAAAAUCAAGUGGCUAAUGGACAGAGUAGUCGAUCGUUUGCCGGCUUCUUUGAAGGCAUAUAUAUCCUAGAGGAGGCAUCCAUGACCAUGACCUAGUUAUGCUUUGUUGCUAGAACACAUUUCACAUACUCUUUGAAGGUGUUGUUGCCAUUGUGUUUGUCUGUAAAAAUGCCUUAGUUCUUUUGUGCUAACAUGUCCUGUACAAUUUACCCGAAUUUGCUUACUGCUGUGUUAGAAUUUGUGAUUUUACAUGCAGCAAUAUGAUAUGCAAAGUUUAUGGGUGGUGCAAA